AUGGGAAACUCGCAAGGGAAACAGGUGGCUGCCACCGAUGAGUUGAACUUGAAUCAGUUUCGUUUGUUGCGGGUGGUUGGCAAGGGUGCGUUCGGCAAGGUUCGCAUCGUGGAGAAGAAAGACACCGGGUUGACGUUUGCGCUGAAAUAUAUUCGGAAGGAAGAAGUUGUCCGGUCGGAAAGCGUACGAAAUAUCAUCCGUGAACGGCGGAUGCUCGAGCACCUCAACCAUGCCUUCCUUUGCAACUUGAGAUACAGCUUCCAAGACAUUGAAUAUAUUUACAUUGUGGUGGAUUUGAUGAACGGCGGUGACCUCCGUUUUCACAUCUCGCGGAAAUGUUUUACGGAGGAGGCAGUGAGGUUCUGGAUAGCUGAGCUGGGUUGCGCUCUGAGGUACAUUCAUUCGCAGGGAAUUAUCCAUCGUGACGUCAAGCCGGACAAUAUUCUGCUUGACUCGGAGGGGCAUGUUCAUUUGGCCGAUUUUAACGUCGCCUCCGACUUUCGACCCGGCAAACCUCUCACAAGUAAAUCGGGAACACUGGCGUAUCUCGCUCCGGAAGUGUAUGAAGGAGGCGGAUACUAUUGCGAAGUUGAUUGGUGGUCACUUGGAGUUACAUUCUACGAGUGUAUCUACAACAAGCGCCCGUUCGAAGGUCGGAGCCAGGACGUGCUCAGCGAAAAUAUCAAAAAGGCGCAACCAAAGUACUACGUCACCAACCCCGCGGUCUCCGUUCCCUGCCUCCGAGCAAUGUCGGCGUUUAUGGAAAGAGAUCGGUCGAAGCGAAUUGGUGCGAUCAGCUUUGAGAGCUUCACUUCGCAUAUGUUUUUCGCCGACCUCGACUUUGUUGCCCUGGAGGCGAAGGAAAUCCCGCCCGUGUUCCGUCCAUCCAGCGACAAGACCAACUUUGACGCCACAUAUGACUUGGAGGAACUACUCUUGGAGGAGGCGCCGCUCGAGGCCAGAGCUCGCCGGCAAAAACCGAGAGCCGAGUUGCGGGAGGAUGCGACGGCUAAGGAAAUUCGCGAGGACGAACUGCAUCGUCUCAUUGAGACGAUGUUUGAGCCCUUCGAUUAUACAAAGGUGAACUACGUAGGCAACGCUGCGGAUGCGAUUGCAGCAUCAACAAACCCGGAAGAAUGCCUGCCGAUCCACCAAACGCAGUCGUCAACGCAUUCCCGACAAGUCUCACAGCCCGACCUCUCCAGAAACUCGCCUCCUCUCCGAAACGAUGGCUCUGUCAGUCACUUGACUCAGCCUGACACCCCGUCUCCUCUCAGCGAAGCCCCCACGCAAGCCUCGCUACCUCCUCCACCCCCACCGCCGGCCCCGCCCUUCCACCGUCCCUUGCCACCGACUGCCGUGCGCCCGCGGGGCGCGACCCGGAAACAAAGCAAGGGCGGAGGGGUACAGAUGGUGUUGGAAGAAGCGGGUAGCUGGAGCGAGCUUGCGGAUCAUAGCUCCACCCUGCCUGCCGAAGGCUACGAUACCGGGUCAGUCAAGGGGAAGGGCUCCAAUAGCGGCAUGCUCGCCUUCCUCAGCAGGAAGAAGGGGCGCGAUAGGAGCCCCAAGCCCCAGGAGCCCGGUGUGCUGGGUAAAGAAGGCGCCCGGCAGAUUAUCAGCUGA
Messenger RNA from Aspergillus luchuensis, 1623 nucleotides. Its product is annotated as serine/threonine-protein kinase. Bases 1 to 1623 code for a protein of 540 amino acids. The record is from RefSeq and is a predicted model, not a curated record. Gene Ontology annotation, biological process: intracellular signal transduction; peptidyl-serine phosphorylation. The transcript is spliced from 8 exons. Gene Ontology annotation, molecular function: ATP binding; protein serine/threonine kinase activity. Lineage: Eukaryota; Fungi; Ascomycota; Eurotiomycetes; Eurotiales; Aspergillaceae.